Molecule: messenger RNA, 8806 nt
Organism: Athene cunicularia (burrowing owl)
Lineage: Eukaryota; Metazoa; Chordata; Aves; Strigiformes; Strigidae
Gene: HNRNPM
Product: heterogeneous nuclear ribonucleoprotein M
Exons: 13
Coding region: 6750-8537 (595 amino acids)
Biological process (GO): alternative mRNA splicing, via spliceosome; regulation of mRNA stability involved in response to oxidative stress
Cellular component (GO): nucleus; cytoplasm; post-mRNA release spliceosomal complex
Molecular function (GO): mRNA binding
Source: RefSeq, a predicted model, not a curated record
AAGUGAUGUCUGUCAUCUUACUUGUGGCUGACUUUGUAAACUUAAGAGUUGAAGUUCUGGGUGGACUUAGUGACAUGAGUUUUGUAAAAGGUCUUCUUGAAGCCUUUUUGGGUGUUGCACAACAUCUGCUCCCUGGCAGCCUUCCAGAUGAAUAGUUCCUUUACAGGCAUGUUGGCAUUUGGCUAAUAGUGCUUCAUCGGAGUUUAAAAGAGUAUUUUUCUUAGGGGGGAAAAAUGAGGCUUUCAUCAGGUUUUAGUCUUGACAAGCAACAAAACUUUCUGAAGCAUUUCAAUGUCUUUUGGGUAAUAAAGGUAGAUAUUUACUGCUGAUCUGGUGUGUGUAUAUAUAGCUGUGUCCCCAAACUUUGUAGCGAUUUGUGCUUUGAUAAAGAUCCAUACUGCCGUUUGAUAGCAGUAAAAUGUAUUUAAGGGUGACCUGCAAAAAAGAAAAAUCAGGUUUGUACUUUGGCAUGUGCUGCGGCACUGUUAGGGCUUUGGAUAUCAUGGUCGUGGUGUUUCCCCCUUCCCCACUUCUAUUUAACUGUCCCAAAUGAAUGGGAGCCGCCUUAGUAUUUUGACCUUAGCAUCUUCAUCUCUUGAAGAAGAUGAAGUUGAGCUGACUACUCUCAGGUGGUGACGAGUCUAAAUGUAGUGUUACUGCUUUAAGCUGAUACUCAAUUUACUAGUUUUCAAGUCACCUUGGAAAUGCAGUGGAGUGUCAAGAAAAUACUUGACUUCUCCACUGUUAAAAUGUCUCAGAACAAGCUAACGGUAACUAAUACAACCUUUCCUCUUGUGGGUCACUUCUAAAAUACAUAGCAUGUCAUAAAUGUCUCGCAAAAUAGUGAUCAGUGUUCACUUGUGUUUGAAUUGGGUAAGGAUUGAUAGUUAAUGUGUUCACAAGGUGUGGCCUAACGAAUGGGAGAACAAAUUUCCAAAGGGUUUCAAAAUGUUUGUCUUUGGAGGCAAAAUGGAACUGAGUCCGCGUAAUGAACUUCAGGAGUAUAAGCCCUGGGAGACUUCCAUAAUUAGAGGCUGUGAAGUGUUGAUGCUUGAGAUUCAGCAAUGGUGUUCUGUAACACAAAGAAUUACAGUCUGAAAGAUUGCUUUAACAGGCCCUAAUUAUGAAUGGUCCCUUGCCUUAAACUAUGCUUUCACUUUACUACACGAGAUACAUUGGUUAAUAGGAGUAUCUGUAUGUGUAGAUGUCUAAUUUUAAGUACUGUGUUGAAUUCCGUUCCAAGUGUCUUGUGGUUUCUCUCCAGUUCACGUGGAUGGAAAAGUCCGGUGUGAGAUUGUUUCCUGCCUUGCUGUUCAGCUGCUCAUUCCAGCAGAUACUCCUAGGGGAACAUUGAAACCUCUCCAUUCUGUCUGCAGGGCUUGUUACGCUAAACAUUGAGAAGCAUUGUUCUUGGUUUUUGGGACUGCUUGUUAAAAUACAACAGUCUAGAUUUGCUGUGUGGUUGCGAUUCACUCUAAUUAGUCACUGACUUCUACCAAAUUGGUGCUCUCGUGCUGUGCUUGAACUUGCUCAAUCGGUACUUCUUGAUACAAGGCAUAGUAGUUCCAAGAACCAGGAAUGUGACCGUGGAAAAAUCUAAAUGUUAGAAUUCUUGGUUUGUAAGUGUAAGAAUUACAGGCCAAACGUUCAAGGUUUUGGGAGCACGUGAAAGAGAUCUGUACCCAAAGGGUAAACAUAGGCGUUUCAUGACUGCUCCAUCGCUUGGCAGUUGUGAAGACUUAAGCUGUUGGGCAGCAAUGGCAUAGCAGGUUGCUGAACGUAGGAGGAAUUCACCUCAAUCGGCUGGUUUGCGUCAGUAAGUAUGGUUUAGGAGACAUGAGCUUUGAGGUCUGCUCAUAUUUCUGCAACCUGGUUUUUUCAGAUGCGUACAGUCUUCUAAAGGUGACAUCUCUCUCAAGAGUAAUGCCUUGGUUCAGUCAUUUCAGUGUAUUUGUUGGUGAAACUCAAUUACAGGUAUGCAGUAUGACAUACUUACUAAUGAAAUUAAAAAAUGUUCUUGUUUGAAACUCCCUUGUAUUGGCUGACAAACACAAGGUUCUACUAAACUGAUGUAAUCAGCAUUGAUAACUGGCAAUUGGUGAAUGGCUUCAGGAGAAGAAUGAGGCAGCAGUUCUUCAGCAUGUAAGUGGAGUCUAAACGUAAACACGAUUGAAUGCUAAAUAGAUGUCUUAAUUUGUCCCCAACAAAUGGCUCUGUCUUAGGGAGAAAAAUGGUAAUGCUUCAUGGCAGCUGGUGUAAGUGAGGUGGUACCAUAUGAUAAAAAAGAACUUGAUUUGAAUUGGAGAUACUUAUCGAUUCCUUUAGGAAAUACAGACUUCUGUGUUUUAAACCUUUUUCUUGACCAGAGUAGCAAGAUGGCAUACAAUACAAGGAGAAAGAUUAGCUGUAAAAUAUUUAUGUUCUGCUCUGCAAAGCUGGGGGCAGCUGCAGGCAAGGCCAUGCUCAUGUCCCAUUCAAAGAUUCCAGGACACCCUGAAAACUGUUUGUAUUAGCGUGGUUGUACCCACCUUUACGCAAGGCAGAGCUGUAUUAUGGAGCAGGCACACUUACCUGUGUCAGCAGAUCUUCCCCAGCUUAAACUUUCUGUGAAGAAGAGCAGCUGCUAAACUUCAUUGUGCUGCCUUCUUUCUUGCUCCAUUUCCAGCAAUUUUUGGAACCUUUGUGGCCUCCUAAAGGUGUAACUCACACCCUCUCGCUAUUGUACUCAAUCCCAGAGGUUAAGUACUGGUGAGCACUUUUGUUAUUUCAGUACUAAUAGCUGUUACUCCAGUACCUGAAGACAGCUGUUACUGGAGAGUCCCCUGAGUUUUGGUGCCCAAGAUUUCUGUCACAGCGUGCUUGCAGACUGAAGUUUUAGGUGGGCAAAGAGAAAAGGAUGGAUGAGCAACGUGGAAGUGCUGUUCCACAUCUGCCUCGCUUCCCCCUUACUUUCAGUAGAUGCGCUGAGUUGCUCUAUUUUUCCCUGGCCUCAACUAUCUUUUUGAGGAGGCACUGCCCUUCAUCAGUGGCUGCAAUGAGCUUUUUCGCUCCCUCUUUCCUCCCUGGGCUCUUAAAGAGCCGAAAUUUCCCAUAUUUUUCUCUGGGCUCUCAUGCAAAAGUGAGAUUUCCCUUCCCCUACUGUAUAAGAAAGCUUGCGAACUCUUCUCUCUCUAAUUUGGGAAGAAUGUUUUUCUUUUCCCCUUUUAACGAAAGCUUUGUACAUAUAUUAAGUGCGUUUCUCUUCUCUCUCCCCAGCCCACACCCCCCACGUAACUUUUUAGAGGUUGUCUGUCAUGAGCUUUAAACACUGUAAAUGAAGGAGGAGCUGUGACCAAUUCUGAAUUGCCUCACGUUGAAAGUAUGAGGCUCUUGAUGGCAGCGUCCUCUGAAUCAGUGACAUUGAUUGUAGUUCUUUACUUCAGAAGAUGAUGGGACAUUCGUAUAGUUUUGGUAAUGUCUUGAGAGUCUUCUUCUCUAGUAUCUGCUUUUGACCCUCUAGGCCAAAGAAAUUACCGUGAUAUAAGGCAUUUACUCCUCUUUCAGUUUCUGUGUUUCUCUUCUUGCUGAGACUUGCCUCUCUGCACUUUUCAUGCCUUUCAGAGCUUCUUGGUUUGUCGCUAACUGUUAAAAUCAUACUGCCCAACUUUAGAGUCUUCAAAGUUGACAUCUACAUCUGAGCUGGUUAUCCUGUACUUCCCAAGUAUGUCCUUAGGGUUAGCGAAUCCAGCUCAGCCAUGCCUCAGGUCACUAUCUGGACAUACUUAUCUGAACUUCCUGAACAGUCGCUGGAGAAUAUCUGAAUUCUGACAGACCAGCAUGGCUUGAACACCUAAAUUUUCUGUGCAGAUGAACUUUGGGAAGCGGAUACAAAGUGUGAGGGGGAGUGAAAAUACGACUAAUGAUACGUAGCAGUGGAGAUUCCUGUGACUUGUAUUUCUAAUUACUGCAAUGAUUUCUGCUCAGUCUCUUGUUUUAGGAAACACUGAGUUUCUGAACUUUCUCAUGUGUGAGGUUUAAAAAAACAAAUUGGUCUGCUCUAAGAUAAGUCUUAAAGACACCAUGGGGAACAUGUUCUUUAAUUAUACUUGCAUUGACUUAGAGCUAGUAUUUUCUGCCAGUUUUAUCUCCCUUUGGAGGCUGGUCCAAUAAUAAACUUGAGUUUUUAGGUAAGUCUCUUGUGCUUGAAUGAAAUUUCUUCACUUACGGAUAUCUUUCCUGAUAUAAACCAACUGUUCUCUAGCAGAAAGAAAAUCUGCCUGGAUCACUGUGCAUUUCUUCUGCCCUCUGAAGCAGGUUUAGUACGUGGAUAUCUGCUCUUGGUACUUUUCCAUGGCUUAAUUGCCUGUGCGCUAUCAUAGGUUACCCUUGUCUGCUACUGCUGCUUUAUCCCCAGUGCCUGAUGUUCUGAUACACUGUGGUUUGGGAUCUAGAAAAAAGCCAAAUAAAAUGUGACCCAGCGUAUGUUCUUAAAAAAAAAAUUAAAAAAAAAAAAAAAAAAAAAAAAAAAUUCCUUUGCCAGCCUCAAACAGUAGUCUCUUGCAAGAAGUGUCAUGUGGAAUCAUUUCACAUGUUUUUUAGGUGAAAAAAUACAUUUUUAUUGCAGUUGUUUUGUACUAUGGACUUGGUGUCUUGGCUACUGAGCUAUUACACUAUUGUGGCGUUCCCCUCCCCCUGCUUUUUUUUUUUUUUAAUUUGGCUAUUCAGGAAGUUCAGAUGUCCUUUGAAGGAAAGCAGCUACUUCAAGAUGUAUAUUUAGUUUCUAAUGUAGGUGUCUAUAAGGCUCACAUGUGAAGCACUGAGCAAAAUUGGCACAUAGUAGAUUCUUACGAGCGUGACAAACAAUUGCUGCUGUGAUAGACUCCUGGAAAUCUGUGGUUCAGAGCUCAGAUUUGUUAAAAUAGUAACUGUUAAAUCAUGUUUAAUCUGUUAUGUUCAAGCUUGGCAAACUUCUUUGGAAGUGUUUGUGUGGAUCUGAAGUAAGAAUUGUAGCUGAAUUUGAUUAGUGGUUGGGACAGGAGAGCCCUCAAUCCAGGGGCUCAGGAGUGUUAUUAGGAGCAAAGUCACAGAGUUCCAACCUGUGACUUCUGGCCUCUGUGAAAUGGAGUGGUUUUGUAUUGUAGGUAAUCUGGGAAUUUGUUGUCUUCCUACAUAAAUUGUUGAAUCACACUUGCAUUCUUGAUCAAAGUUUGGUUGGACUUUGGCUGCUGCUGUUGAGAUGGAUGGCUUCAGAAUGACUUAGUAAUGCUGAGUAUUUGGACUCGGUGCACGGCCACCAUGUGCCACCAAGGACUAGUCCAGGAGGGCUGUUUACAGCACAGUCCCUUUUGCUACACAGACUGUGGAGACAAUUCUGUGUAUGCUGUGUGAUCUCAUAUUGUUCAGAUUAUAGGACGGAAUUAAUUUCGUUAGGCUGUAUUUCAAGAACUAUUGUUCAGAUGGUGAAGCUAUGGAUAGUGAUCGACCACUGAUCUGCCCUGUCCCUUUCAAAGGGACUUGCUUGGUAGUCUCUACCAGCCUCAAACACUAUCCUUAUAAAAACACAAACGGAUCAGAGUUUGUUUAUUCUGUCUAGCUAACUGUUCUUUGGCUGGAAUGCUGAUAUUGCUAAAUUAUUUGUUUAAAUAAGAAAUGGAAAUGAAAAAAAAAAAAAGUAGUGAUUUCAUUAAGCAUUCCUUUUCUUUCAGUAAGAGGGACCUUGCAGGAUGGUCGUUUUGGAUAAUGACACUUAAGUGUCCUGUAAAUGACUGGUCCUGAGGGAGAUCAGGCUGAACACUUCUUCCUGUCUGUCCCUUGCUUGAGUGUGAGACUCCAGUUCCUCACUCAGAGUAUGUUAUCAACCUUCAGACUGGGUCGUGGUUUCCCACAAAGACUGCUUUCUGCCUUUCAGAUAAUGCAACUUGGAGUCCUCCUGUCUUAAACUUAAAAACUAGGAAUUCUAAAACCAGAAAGAAAGUCAAAAACAUUUUUCUCGAUGAUUCUUCUGUAUGCCAGUCACUUCAAAGGCAGCAGCCAUUUCGGUAGUUGUAUUCUGGAGGUACAUGAUAUGGUUAUGUGGUUAUAAAAAGGCAAUCCUAAUCUUGUGGGGAAAGGUGCAGAUGUAGUUUUCCAGUGUGUUUUGCCCUUUGCUAUAGACGGUUUUGUCUUGAGAGCAAAUGUCAGACUGUUUAAUACUACUUAUUGAAGCUAAAAAAUGGACUUUAUUGUGGCUCAACAAAAAGUUGAAAACCUGCUGAAAUUAAUAGUAGGUAGUCAGUGAUCUCUUGGUCUCUCUGAACAGUCUGACUCUCUUUUUGGAAGUUUGUCUUUAAAUCCAGAAAGAAGCAAGUAACUGUUCAAGUUCUGGACAACAGAGACAAGAUUACAUACUACGUAAAGUGAAGGAAACUUGUUCUUGCAGACUUUCCCAUGGAUUUGGAUUGCCUCAAGUAAUGAGUGGGUACUAAAGAUCAAGGAAACUGAUAUUGUGGAAAUAGCUGGCUUUUGAAGUGGAGGAAAAUCAAGAACAUGUUUAACUGUUUUAAGACUUUACUGCAUACCUGUAAUUGUCCAGUUUUGUGGUCUAGAGAACAUGGAGUGUUUCUGGGCUUUCUUAUAAGGCAGAGGCUCCAUACACGGUUGUUGAUUGUUCUAAAUUCCCAUUGUUUUCUUGGCUUUUCUCCCUUGGUAUAUGUGUCGUCUGGAAUCUGAUUUGUAGUUGGUGAGGUAACAUACGUGGAGCUCUUAAUGGACGCUGAAGGAAAGUCAAGGGGAUGCGCGAUCCUGAUGGUGAGCACGCCAGGAGAGCGAUGCAGAAGGUCAUGGCAGCAGCUGGUGGAAUGGGUAUUGGUCCAGGCCCUGGCGGCCCCGGCAUGAUCAAUAUCCCGCCCAGUAUACUCAACAAUCCCAACAUACCUAAUGAGAUCAUUCAUGCCCUACAGGCAGGGAGACUGGGAAGCACUGUCUUUGUUGCAAAUUUGGAUUACAAGGUUGGUUGGAAGAAACUGAAAGAAGUGUUCAGCAUGGCCGGUGUUGUGGUUCGGGCAGACAUACUAGAAGAUAAAGAUGGCAAAAGUCGUGGGAUCGGCACUGUCACUUUUGAGCAAGCUAUAGAGGCUGUUCAGGCUAUAUCAAUGUUUAAUGGGCAGCUGCUGUUUGACAGACCGAUGCAUGUAAAAAUGGACGAACGAGCCUUUCCCAAAGGAGACUUCUUUCCUCCAGAGCGACCUCAACAACUUCCUCAUGGUCUUGGUGGUAUUGGCAUGGGAUUAGGACCUGGAGGUCAACCUAUUGAUGCAAAUCAUUUAAACAAAGGCAUGGGAAUGGGCAACAUGGGACCUGGAGGAAUGGGAAUGGAAGGCAUGGGCUUUGGAAUGAAUAAAAUGGGAGGAAUGGAAGGUCCUUUUGGUGGCAUGGAAAACAUUGGUCGCUUCCCAGCUGGAAUGAACAUGGGCAGAAUGAGUGAGAUGGAUCGUGCCAUGGGUGGAGGAUUUGAAAGAGAGUUUGGAAGAAAUGAAAUGGGAAUGUCUCGUAGUUUUGGAGAGACCUUGGAGAGAGGAAUAGGUGGUGGAAAUGCCAGCAUUCCUGGGAUUGAGAGGAUGGCACCUGGCAUUGAUCGUAUGGGCUCGGGAAUAGAAAGAAUUCCUUCCGGGAUGGGGCAUGGGAUGGAGAGAGUAGGGUCAGAGAUAGACAGGAUGGGUCUUGUUUUGGAUCGCAUGAGCUCCAACGUGGAGCGAAUGGGUUCAGGCAUUGACCGAAUGGCCCCUCUGGGCAUAGAUCACAUUGCUCCUAACAUUGAGAGGAUGGGCCCAGCUAUUGAGAGGAUGGGUUCAGGCAUAGAACGAAUGGGCUCUGGAAUAGGCUUUGGUAUCGAGAGGAUGGGUGCUGCCAUUGACCGCGUUGGCACCACGAUGGACAGGAUGGGAUCAGGCGUAGAGCGUAUGGGUUCUGGCAUGGAUAGAAUGGGCAUAGGCAUGGAGCGUAUGGUCCCUGCUGGAAUGGGAACUGGAAUGGGGCAGGUGAUCGAGAGAAUGCCGGCUGGUUUGGAUCGCAUAGGUGCCACUCCCAUGGAAAGAAUAGGAAUAGAUCGUAUGGGUGCUGCUAGCAUGGAGAGAAUGGGCUUGGAGCGCAUUGGAGCCACUAAUAUGGAAAGAAUGGGUCCUGCUAUGGGGCAGGGCAUGGGAGCAGGCAUAGAUCGAAUGGGACUUGCAAUGGGAAGCAAUUUUGAAAGAACAAUGGACAUGGAACGUGGAAACUUUGCAGGCAAUUUUGCAGGCUCCCUUGGAGGAACUGGAGGACCUGCAGCUGGGGUGGCCAGAAAAGCCUGUCAAAUAUUUGUGAGAAAUCUGCCUUUUGAUUUUACAUGGAAAAUGCUGAAAGAUAAAUUUAAUGAAUGUGGUCAUGUGCUGUAUGCUGAUAUCAAGAUGGAGAAUGGGAAGUCUAAAGGAUGUGGUGUGGUUAGAUUUGAGUCCCCAGAAGUAGCUGAGCGGGCCUGCCGUAUGAUGAAUGGGAUACAGCUCCGUGGGAGGGAGAUUGACGUGCGAAUUGAUAGAAAUGCUUAAGUAGUUGCCUUUUUAACACUGAUACCAGAUUUUUGAAUUUGUAUUUUUUCUUGUUAACCAUUUUAAUUUGACUGGAUGUAAAGGUGUUAAAACAAUUCAGUUGCUUCUGGAGUAAUUUUAAUUACUUUUUUAACAAAUGGAUUUCCAUUUUACUGUUUUUUGCAUUGAAACUGCAAUGUGCACAAUCUUUUUUUGUAGUUGUGGCAUCUUGUUGACAUUACAGAUGUAAACAGUAUGACUUUGAUAAUAAAUGCAAGUUAAAGAUUUCA